CCUUCCUUCCGCGUAAUUUAAAAAACGCAACUACAAGAGAAACGGCCAGCUUUCCAUAACACGAACAUGGCCUCAAAAAGUUCAAGAAAAGUGGACUCAAAACAUCGCGCAUUCGACGUGGAAAUUGAUAAUUCCACUCGAAUAUUCCAGGGCUCCGAAGACACCUUUAACUUAGUAGAAGAUAAGGAAGAUGGCGAUGCACCCGUUGUAUUUUUCUGUGGGAAUUGCAAUCUACCCAUCGGGGACUCGUUGUCAUGGGCUGGAAGUGAUAACGAGAGUCAAAUCUAUUUAAAACGCGUGACUGAGAACGUUUUGGUUGGGAAAGAACAACGCAUAUAUCAACCAAAACCAAAGCAUCGCUGUCUGAUCCUUGACCUCUGCUGUAAGGGCUGUAAAUCUGAACUGGGCAUGUUGUAUCUGUCAACACCUAAAGCUCUGGAUUGUAGGAGGUUGACCUUCUGUUUCCUGGUUAAACAACUGGAGAGCUAUGUGCUGGGCUCGGCAAACCAGAAGGUGGCAGAAGAGAGCCCACCGAAGCUGCCCCUCACGGUCGAGGAUAGAGGCGAUAUUGAGCAACAACUGAUAGAGAUGAAAACCCUGGUGCUUUCAAUGGCUCAGAGGAUGGAGAAGAUCGAGGAAGGACUGCAGCCGGACCUCGACGAGUCCCUACCGUGAUGAAACGAUACGACUUCACGCACACACACACACACACGGACACACAUACACACGCACAGCAUUCCGUCAUAGGCAGGUUCACACGCACAACACUUGUGACUUCAGCCUCCCUUUGUUCGGUGUUGAGACAACGCCGGCUGGCUCGCAGGGCUCCUGUAAUCAAUCAGCGAUGUCGCUUUAGCUCGCGGCGCCGCUAUCUCCCCCCCGCCUCCCGUGUUUGCCAUGAUGGACACCAGUGGGGGACCCUGUGUUGAUUGGUGCACGGUACUGAAUUUCAUCAAGGUGCAGAGUAAGCACAUUGCUGUAUCGAUCUGAUCGUGUGAGGUUACGCGUGUCAUACACACACACACGCACAUACACACAAGCGCGUGCGUGCACAAUCAGACACACACCUCUUUGUUCUGCUUCUUGCCUUGUUCUGGACCUCAUAGGGUCCUGAGUGCAGCACCGGUCUAUUUCAUUGUGUUAGUGUUGGUCUGGAGGGGAGGGGAGGGUGUCCUCCUGUUCGGGGAGGACAGCUCUUUGUCAAAUGUCUCGGUCAAAUUUUUAAAAUAAAAACCCUCCUUUGCU
Molecule: messenger RNA, 1245 nt
Organism: Gadus morhua (Atlantic cod)
Lineage: Eukaryota; Metazoa; Chordata; Actinopteri; Gadiformes; Gadidae
Gene: mis18a
Product: MIS18 kinetochore protein A
Exons: 5
Coding region: 67-675 (202 amino acids)
Biological process (GO): chromosome segregation; CENP-A containing chromatin assembly
Cellular component (GO): nucleus; chromosome, centromeric region; chromatin
Source: RefSeq, a predicted model, not a curated record